GUAUAAAUCUGCAACAAAUUCCUAUUUCAGAGAUAGACGGCGAUGGAAGAGAGUGGAGGACAAGGACGCCGGCGGCGAGUGGUGCUGGUUCCGUUCCCUGCGCAAGGCCACAUAAACCCAAUGCUUCACUUGGGUACCAUGCUUCACUCCAGAGGCUUCUCCAUCACCCUCGCUCACACCCUCUACAACUUCCCUUGCCCCUCCUCGCACCCCCACUUCCGUUUUCUCCCCUUCUCCGACGGCUUAUCUGGCCGCCAUCUCUCCUCCGGCGACCUCUUAUCCCUAAUUUCCGCUCUCAAUGCCAACUGCGUACCAUCGCUCCGAGACUCCCUGGCCCAAUGCCAGCCGUCCGACGAGAACGAGAUCGUUGCCUGCAUCAUCUACGACGGACUCAUGCACUUUUCCGAGACCGUCGCCGAUCAGUUGAACAUUCCGAGCGCCAUGCUCCGCACCAGCUCCGUUGCGGCGGCGGUAGCUUACGAGGCGCUCCCACGACUCCACCGAGAAGGGUUUCUCCCAAUCCAAGAUUCUCUAUUGCAGGACAGUGUGCCGGAGCUUCAUCCCCUCCGGUUCAAGGAUCUUCCAUUUUCUAAUUCGUGGAAAAUCGAAAGCUCACUGAAACUAGUAGCCAAUAUCGGAAAUCCAAAGACUUCCUCUGCCAUCAUCUACAACACCAUGGACUUCCUUGAACAGCCAUUAUUAUCACCACACCAGCAAAAGUCCCAAGUUCCUAUUUUCACAAUAGGACCCUUUCACAGAAUGGCUCCAACCUUCUCUUGCAGCUUACUGAAAGAAGACGACAGCUGCAUGAAAUGGCUGGACAAGCAAGCAGAGCACUCUGUUCUCUACAUAAGCUUUGGGAGCAUGACUUCCAUGGAGGAGAAAGAACUGACCCAGAUGGCUUCGGGUCUGGCGAACAGCCAGCAGCCUUUCCUGUGGGUGGUUCGGCCCGGUUCGGUUCGCGAGUCGGCCUGGAUUGAGCCACUGUCGGAAAGUCUUAGGAAAAGGGUUGAAGAGAGAGGCUGCAUUGUGAAAUGGGCACCGCAGAAGGAGGUCUUGGCUCACCUGGCGGUGGGAGGGUUUUGGAGCCAUUGCGGUUGGAAUUCGACUCUGGAGAGUGUCUGCGAAGGGGUUCCGAUGAUAUGCCGGCCGUGCACCGGCGACCAGAAGGUGAACGCGAGGUACUUGAGCCAUGUGUGGAAGAUGGGGGUGGAAUUGAAAAUGGGGAAUGAAUUGGCUGAGGGAGAGAUUGAAAGGGCCGUGAGGAGGGUGAUGGUGGAGGAAGAAGGGAAGGAGAUCAGGCAGAGGGCAAUGGAAUUGAAGAAGAAGGCUGAGAUUUGUGUGAGGGAAGGGGGUUCUUCCUUUAGAUCACUGAGCCAAUUGACUGGGUUGAUCUCAUCUCUCUGAUUUGUAAUUUUGUGGUGAUUAGCAGUUCUUCAGUGGAAACAUCAGAAGUUUCUCUGAAUUUUGUCUCUCACUUUUCUAAUUACUGAUGUUUUGUUAAUUAAUGACGUGCUUAUAUUUA
This is a messenger RNA of Malania oleifera, 1525 nucleotides long. RefSeq names its product UDP-glucose iridoid glucosyltransferase-like. Gene Ontology annotation, molecular function: UDP-glycosyltransferase activity. The transcript has 2 exons. Bases 43 to 1407 code for a protein of 454 amino acids. The record is from RefSeq and is a predicted model, not a curated record. NCBI's taxonomy places the organism in Eukaryota, Viridiplantae, Streptophyta, Magnoliopsida, Santalales, Ximeniaceae.